UGACGUAGAAAUGUUGUUGUAAAUAGGCCUUUUCAUAUUGUAUUUUAAUUGUGCUAAGAUAAAAGCUAGUUUUCCAAAUUCCCAGUGUUUUUAUUUAAUUGCAAAAUGGAGCAAACUAUAACGCCUGAACCUCAUCUGGUACCAGGCUAUACUGGCCAUUGUGCCCAGAAUCGCGAUCGUGUUGGCAAAUCUUAUGGCAUCCAGACGCACAAGUUGCUUAUCGAUCCAUGCAUUAACCAUGCGCCAGAGCUAAUUGUAACGCCCAUCGACGCUAAGCCCGAUCUCAAGGAUUAUCCCACCCAGAGUGAAUUGAAGACGCUGCGUGAUCGCGAGGAAUUCGUUGACUCCGUUUACAGGCAUCCCAUAAUACCCGGUUAUGCGGGUUUUGUACCCAACAUGUUUACACAGACCGGCAAACGGUAUGUGGCAGCCGCCACUGCAGGCGUAGCUCAACAUGAGGACCUCAUGCAACGCUAUCGCUGUGAUAGGCGCACACUGCGUCAUCGUGAUCUGCUCGAGAGUGGCAACGGUCUCUUCGAGCACCAACUGAAUGAGCGAUUGCUACCGGGAACCACUUAUCGUGCCCCAUUAAUACCGGUAACUGGACGUUCCAAGGGCAUAAAGCAGGAGAAGUGUCCGCCAACGACAGAGAAGCUAAAGUACAGCAAGUUCACAACGCCACAUUUCCUGGACGAUGACGACAAGGACAAGUUCAUCAUUAAUGGCUAUGCUGCACAUAUUCCAAUGGCUGUGACGCGGUUCGGAGAGCCAAGCAAGGUGCUGACCCAUCAUGCUCUCUGCAGCUUCUCCAACUACAUGUAUAAGAAGAAACGCGACAAGUGGUGCUGUGGCCAGGACUUGACCACACCCGCCAUCCAAUGUCCGCCGGUUGGUCACUUUGUGCUCUAUCACAACGAUCAUGGCAUGAAUCCCAGCUAUGCCGGUCAUGUUCCGGGACAUUUAUACAAAUUUGGUCGCACAUAUGGUAAGACAACGUAUCAUGCGAAACGGUGGUUGGAAAUCCAUAAGGAUCUUGUUGUUUUGCCUGAGAUUGCCAAUUUAGAUUAUGAAUAUUAGGUUUCGCUU
This is a messenger RNA of Drosophila sulfurigaster albostrigata, 1086 nucleotides long. RefSeq names its product CIMIP2 protein GA14893. Lineage: Eukaryota; Metazoa; Arthropoda; Insecta; Diptera; Drosophilidae. The transcript is spliced from 3 exons. The record is from RefSeq and is a predicted model, not a curated record. Bases 106 to 1077 code for a protein of 323 amino acids.